Xylona heveae TC161 is the source of this 1250-nucleotide messenger RNA. RefSeq lists its product as hypothetical. The record is from RefSeq and is a predicted model, not a curated record. The transcript has 3 exons. The coding region runs from base 143 to 883 and encodes 246 amino acids. Lineage: Eukaryota; Fungi; Ascomycota; Xylonomycetes; Xylonales; Xylonaceae. Gene Ontology annotation, biological process: respiratory electron transport chain.
ACGUCACGUCUCAGUCAAGCUGGUCAUCUAUACCAAGUCCACUUGCUUCAUCAAAUAACCAUCAAGCCAACUGGCAGCUAAUUGCCUUUUUUUUGAAAUUGGGUAUUUCCUUUCAAAGAAUCUACAAGAAAUCGAUAUAACCAUGCGAGCAACUACGCGACUGCUGGCCACCCUUAAGCCGGCACGUUACCUGGAGCCCAACAGUCCUACAGGACUGACUGGGCUCUUCACGCACCCCACCCCUCGCUCGACGCUGCUCUAUUUGUACAGUGCGACUCUGGACAAGCUUCAGAGCAUGCCAGAAUCCUGCGUGUACCGCCAAUCAACUGAAGCAUUGACGAAGCACCGCUUGCAAAUUGUAGAGAGUGUCAAGCCACCUGGCUAUGAAACUUGGCUAGCCAAAAUCAACAAAGAAAUGGAAACACACCCGGAGGUCUUCAAGUCAAGCGGUCCGCAAGCUGGUCGAAGUCAAAAGAUUAGCCAUCAUGGUCGCACCUUUGUCGCCACAGAAUUGAGAGAGCCACCGGACGAGCGGGAGGAAGAGUGGGAUGGAGAGCAUGUAGGGCCGCCAGAACUAGAAGGCACGAGAACGAGCGCCGAGCGUGCAGGCCAGAAAAAUCUCGCCCAUGACGAAUAUGAAGCGUCCAAAACGGUUGAGUGGGACCCGGAGCCUCUGCUUGAAGCAAGCCAGAUUGCCGAGCUUGAAAACCAGAUAGGCGCUGGCCUCAUAGAAGAGGUCAUUGAAGUCGCCGAAGGUGAACUCAAGCUUGCAGAUGUGAUAGCCCAGAACCGAGUAUGGGAAGACCUCGAAGAAAAACCAGCCGAAGGUCAAUGGACAUACUUUGAACGGGGUACACAUAUGCCACAAACUCAAAGUCCUUAAAUCUAGUGGCAUAGACAAGAGCGGGCCUAGCUCAUCGGAUGGGCUUUGACGAUUUUCACACAUAUACGGGCAUUUAGCGACGCUUCUUCCUCAGGAGAUAAUUUGCAUUUGCAUAUGGUUCCCUUCCACGCUCUCCCUGUACACUCACUUUGAUCGGUCGUUGCGCGUGUAUCCAGAUUUCUAUCAUAGCGGUUCGUGGAAUGGCUGGAGGGCCGGGAAGAUGCACGGUAUCGACAACGAUAGCCAAAUAAAUAGGGCUCACAGUUGAAAGUUUCUCCAGUUUGAUCUUGCUCGUGAUACAGGUAGCGUUGUACAAAAUUGGUCUAUAUUCACAAUUAUUUGCUUAUAGAGUCUCGUAGCGGCCCGA